This is a messenger RNA of Salvia miltiorrhiza (redroot sage), 1347 nucleotides long. RefSeq names its product E3 ubiquitin-protein ligase RZFP34-like. Lineage: Eukaryota; Viridiplantae; Streptophyta; Magnoliopsida; Lamiales; Lamiaceae. Gene Ontology annotation, cellular component: nucleus. Bases 224 to 1114 code for a protein of 296 amino acids. Gene Ontology annotation, molecular function: ubiquitin protein ligase activity; zinc ion binding. The transcript is spliced from 12 exons. The record is from RefSeq and is a predicted model, not a curated record. Gene Ontology annotation, biological process: protein ubiquitination; ubiquitin-dependent protein catabolic process.
CGGUGUGCUUGCGAUGUCUGACUGCGCAUCAGAUCAAAUCGUCGUUUAGUAAUAAAGGCAAACGGAAAGAAUCUAGAGAUUUUCGCGUCCAGAUUUUUUUCGUAUAUAUCUCCUGAAUAUUUGAAUUGAAUCUUUUCAUUAGAGGAUACAUAUUUGAAUCUUUUUCUUAAGGUAUGUUUUUUGUUGGAAGGCAACCCAUUAAGGGAGAAACACAGUUGAACAAAUGGAUGACGAUCUGUUGAAUUUAUUAGCGCAGUUGAAUAUGAUGUGUGAAUUUAAGGAAGAAACUCCAGUCCUUGUGUUGGACGACCUGAACACAGAUGGGAUUCAAAUGGAUUUGCCUUCUGCCAAUUAUGGGUGCAAGCAUUACAGAAGGAGAUGCAAGAUCAGAGCUCCUUGUUGUGAUGAGAUUUUUGAUUGCAGACAUUGCCAUAAUGAAGCUAAGAAUGACCUCGAAAUCAAUCCGAUUGAUCGGCACGAUAUUCCCCGCCACGAAGUGAAAAGGGUUAUAUGCUCCAUUUGUGACACGGAACAAAAUGUUCAACAAAAUUGUAUAAAUUGUGGAGUUUGCAUGGGGAAUUAUUUUUGCGACAAAUGCAAUUUCUUUGAUGACGAUGUGUCGAAGAAGCAAUACCACUGUGACGAUUGUGGAAUAUGCAGAACUGGUGGGGUGGAGAAAUUUUUCCAUUGCAGCAAAUGUGGAUGCUGCUAUGCGUUAUCCAUUAAGGAUACACAUCGUUGUGUAGAGAGAGCGAUGCAUCAUAAUUGUGCAGUUUGCUUCGAGUAUUUAUUCGAUUCCACCAAGAACAUCACUGUUCUACCAUGUGGACAUACCAUACAUUUGGAAUGUGUUCAUGAGAUGAAGCAACACUACAGAUACUCGUGUCCCGUCUGCUCCAAGUCCAUCGGUGACAUGUCAAACGUAUGGCAAAAGCUCGACGAAGAGAUUGCUUCAACUCCAAUGCCGGAGAUGUACAAAAAUAAAAUGGUUUGGAUACUAUGCAAUGACUGUGAGGAAACAUGUGAGGUGCAGUUCCACAUUAUAGCAUACAAAUGCUCGGGUUGCAAUUCUUACAAUACUCGACGAAUUCAAGGUGCCCCCGCCUCCUGCUGAUAAAACGACGUCGCUUUGAGACUGAGUAAUCUUUGGAGGGGAGGAGACUGCAUCAACUCAAAAGCUCAUAGGAAAAAUGAGAUUGUUUUUAGGUUUUUUACUUUAGUAUAUAUAUUUGGUUUAUUAGAGCUCCCAGUUUCUCCUGCCCCAAUCACUCAACAUCUGUUACUUUUUCUUAUAAUGUUGACAGCAUUUUUACACCUUUCAAUGCAAAGUUUCCAUAUUUAUAACAA